CCCUGAUGCAAUCGGCUAAUCGCAGAACAUGUGCAAAGUUGAAUCUGAAGUAGGACACAAAAAGAUAAGAAAAACUGAUUUGGAGUAUAACAGUAAUCACAUUAUACCGUUGCAUUGUUGUGCUUUUAAAUAUCCGAAACUAUAAACGUGUCGUCUAUUAAGAAAAAUAACAUUGUUCUGUGAAUAUAAAAACGUUAAAAAUAAUACCUAUUGCAAGUGUUGAGUGACUGACACUUGUUAGUAAGUAACUUAAAUCAUUCAAACAGUAAUUACUGUGAAAGACACUAUUGAUGAAUCUAAUAGUUUAGAAUUGUAAUAACUAAUAGUUCAUUGUUUCAUAAAUGAGAACAAUCAUUUGAUUAUACACCAUGAACUCCAAUUAUGAAGAUAUGGAGGAACAACUCAAGGAACAAUUCUUUUAUCGCCGGGAACAAGAAGAAUUCGUUUCGAAUCAUGUGGGUUCGAAUCCACGCGAUAUCGUGUUGGUGAUUUUACCCAACAUAUGCAGCAUUAUUCUGGUGGCUACGAGUAUGGGAUUAAUUGGAAAAUAUUUGAAUCAAUACCUGAGAAUUCUGUUAGAGUUAUUACUUGUCAUUGUACCAUGUGUUUUAUGCUGUACUAUCUUGUCGGAGCAUGCAAUAUCAGUUUCUUCAGCAAUGAUACUUUUAUCUAUUGGCAACGUGAUUCUCAUGGCCAUGAAUUUUAAUACAUUUGGAAUCUUCAAAGGGAAUUUGAAACCUUUGAACAGCAGAAGACAUCCUUUUAUUACAAAUUUUCGAUCAGUGACUAAUGUUAUAUCGAUAGCUUGUAUCCUUGCAGUGGACUUCAAAAUAUUCCCACGUAGAUUUGUAAAGACAGAAAUUUAUGGUUACAGUUUGAUGGAUACUGGUGUUGGAUUAUUUAUGCUAGCUAAUGCAUUAGUUGAUCCUGAAGCAAGAAAUGUUCAAGUAUACAGAGCAUCAGAAAGUGUUUACAAGACUCUUCGAAGAAAUCUUCAACAAUCUGUUAAGGGAUCAGCUGCUCUUUUAAUUCUUGCUUAUGGAAGAUAUCUUGCUGUUGAACUAAUUGGCUAUCAGAGACAUGUGUCUGAAUAUGGUAUACAUUGGAAUUUUUUUGGGACACUUGCAUUAGUGCGAAUAUUAGUCAGUAUAAUAUCAAGCAUAGUUAGUGCACAAUACUCCUUACUUACUGGUAUUUUGGUAUUGACAAUGCAUGAGUAUGCAUUAAGUGGGAAAGAAUUGAAAAUUUGGAUACUGAGUGAUGGUCCUAGGAAUAACUUCUUCUCAGCAAAUCGAGAAGGAUUGUUGGCCAUUCCUGGCUAUGUUGCAUUAUACUUUUUUGGAAUUGCUGUGGGUAGAAUCAUUCACUCCACUUAUAAGCGGAAUUCCAACGAUUCAGUUGACCUUUCUGUUAAAGUUUUUGGUUUCAACAUAGAAUUUGCUAUUAAUAAUUCUAUGGUUCUCUGUAUUAAGCUAUCAGUAUUCACUAUUCAAGCAUGUACAGCACUGCUACUGUGCGAUUCAUAUUUCCAAGUGUCCCGACGCCUUGCAAAUUCUGGAUAUUGUGUCUGGAUCCUUACUCUUGGUGUAGCUAUGCUAAGUUUUCUUAUUCUAGUAGACGUGUUUAUAGACAUUUUAGUUGGCGCAACUGUUAGUGCUUACAGGGGACAGUAUAAGGGAAGUGAUGUGAGAAGUGAAAUCGAUUCCAAAAUGGAAGUGAUGCCAGUGAGAAAUGUACCAGAAGUUUUUGAAGCUGUGAAUUACAAUGGACUGUUUUUCUUUAUUCUUGGCAAUUUAAUGACUGGUGGUGUGAAUUUAAUCACGAAAACUCUCUAUGUCAAUGACAUUUCGGCGAUUCAAAUUCUCAUCCUUUAUAUGUUUAUUAAUCUACUCGUCGUAACUGUCCUUUAUAAAUACAAAAUUCAAAUAAAAUUCUAAUGGAAUGAA
Messenger RNA from Cephus cinctus (wheat stem sawfly), 1946 nucleotides. RefSeq lists its product as uncharacterized. The transcript has a single exon. NCBI's taxonomy places the organism in Eukaryota, Metazoa, Arthropoda, Insecta, Hymenoptera, Cephidae. The coding region runs from base 369 to 1937 and encodes 522 amino acids. Gene Ontology annotation, biological process: GPI anchor biosynthetic process; protein localization to plasma membrane. Gene Ontology annotation, cellular component: membrane; endoplasmic reticulum. Gene Ontology annotation, molecular function: glucosaminyl-phosphatidylinositol O-acyltransferase activity. The record is from RefSeq and is a predicted model, not a curated record.